AUGCAGAGCAGCAUCGUAGGUAGCAGAAUAAAUGGAAUCUUGGAGGGAGGAGGGAGGGAGGGGGAGGAGGGGGGUGUAGGGGAAGAGCGCCGCAGCAUUGAAGACGAGAGACCAUCAGGCGGGGCAGAGACUAAGUGGAAACUCGGCGCGCUUGUUGCACACCCAGGCACUACUAGCACUGGAAACCGGAAGUAUCCCUUUCAAGUCCCUUUCCUCGGCCUCUACAACUGCCAAAAUGGGGACGAGGCCGGAGGAUCGAUGCGGAAUCAAUUAGGGCAAGCCGCGUUCACGUGCAGCUGCCCCGGGCGCACGGGCCUCGAAUGCACACCCAACGCAUCCAAAAGGGGGCUAGCGGUGUGGCCCAAAGAGGCUAGACAGGGCGCGUGA
Messenger RNA from Histoplasma capsulatum G186AR, 387 nucleotides. RefSeq lists its product as uncharacterized. The record is from RefSeq and is a predicted model, not a curated record. Lineage: Eukaryota; Fungi; Ascomycota; Eurotiomycetes; Onygenales; Ajellomycetaceae. Bases 1 to 387 code for a protein of 128 amino acids. The transcript has 2 exons.